This is a messenger RNA of Cuscuta campestris, 3391 nucleotides long. Lineage: Eukaryota; Viridiplantae; Streptophyta; Magnoliopsida; Solanales; Convolvulaceae. The record is from the annotation of a GenBank genome assembly.
GCCCCUUUUUCAUUCCUUUUUCAUUUAUGAAACCCCAAAGCUAAGCUUCCCCACCCCACCCAAAGUGAAAUCCUUUUCCAGCUUCUAUUGUCAAAUUUCAUGAGGCCUUUUCAAAUCUUCUUUUAUAUGGAAAGAAAAAGUUCAAAAUAGGAAUAAAUCAGUCUUUCAUUCUCUCUGAUUCACUCCAUAUUUCAUUGCAGAUACUCCGUAUAAUUCUAUAAUAUAAAAGGAUGUUAUGAGAAUUUUGGAGCUUCUCGUCAUAAUUGUUAUUAUCGCAGAAAGAUGCUUAGGUGUCUGGGCUUUCUUCUCUCUGUUGGGUUCUUUAAACAUCCAUGAUUCCAUGUCAAAGUGUGAAUUUCUUGAUGAAUCUUGAGAAAAUGGCACCGAUAGCAUGUGGAAAGAGCUUUUGAUGGGUUGGUGGGAAAAUCCCCUUUUGAGAAACUGUAAUUUGGCGCCUAAUUCUCAGAUGGGGUUUGGAAUUCUUUGUUCAUUUCUGGUUUUUGCUGUGUGCUUCGCCCCAGUGAUUUCCCAGGAACCAAACACUGAUGGGUUCUUUGUCCAUAAAUUCAUGGAAAAUAUGGGGUUAAAAUUUAAUUCCUCCAAAGUGCACACCUUUUCUGGUAAUUUUUGUUCUUGGAAAGGGGUGUUCUGUGAUUCUAAAGAGCAAAGGGUUGUCAAGUUAAUAUUUUCUGGGUUUGGUCUAUCUGGUGUGGUUUCUGAGAACACCAUAGGAAAGCUCACAGGGCUUGAAAUGUUGGAUUUAAGUGACAAUAACCUUACUGGUUUACCUUCUGACUUCUGGAGUUUGGGUUCUUUGAAGUCCCUUAACCUUUCUUCCAACAGAUUCUCCGGGCCUCUCCCAAAUAACAUUGGAAACUUUGCCAAUCUUGAAAGAUUGGAUCUCUCUUGCAACAGAUUCUCCGGGCCUCUCUCAAAUAACAUUGGGAACUUGGCUAAUCUUGAAAUAUUAAAUCUUUCUUGCAACAAUUUCUCCGGUGGCAUACCGGAGGCCACAAGUUCUCUCACAAGUUUGAAGUUUCUUGAUCUGAGCAGAAAUGGGUUUGAUUCAAAGAUCCCUUGUGGGAUUUUGAAUUUCCACUUGCUGGUUUCGCUUGAUCUCUCUGGAAACAAACUUAAUGGUUCUCUAUGUGAUGGUUUUGGUUCUGCAUUUCCCAAUCUCCAGUUCUUGAGUCUCGCGGAGAAUAGGAUUCUUGGGAAGGGGUCUGAUAUAUCUGGGAUGACAUCACUCUUGUUCCUAAAUGUUUCUGGGAAUCUGUUCAAGGGUUCUGUUGUUGGCAUUUUCGGCGAUUCUCUGAAGGUGAUUGAUCUGAGCAGAAACCAGUUUCAAGGCCAUAUUUCUCAGGUAAACUUCACUUGGUCUAAUUUGGUUUAUUUGGACUUAUCUGAGAACCAAUUGAGUGGAGAGGUUUUCAAGGAGUUAAAGGACAAUGUCAAGAACCUCAAACACUUGAAUCUUGCACACAACAGAUUUUCCGGUCAGCGGUUCCCACAUAUUCAUAUGCAUAGUUUGGAAUAUCUCAAUCUGUCUGCUGCGAAUUUGAUCGGUGAGAUCCCAAGUGACCUUUCCUCGCUUAGUGGUUUAAGAGUUCUUGACAUUUCAAGAAACUGCCUUAGAAGCCGUAUCCCAUUGUUAAGCUCUAAAACAUUACGAAUUCUUGAUGUUUCAUACAAUAAUUUGAGUGGCGAAAUCCCUCAACCCCUCGUUGAGAUACUUCCGUCAAUGGUUAGGUUCAACUUCUCAUACAACAAUUUCACCUUUUGUGCUCCACAAGUUCCCCAAAAUGCCCUUGUGUUUUCGUUUAUCGGGUCAUCUAAUGGAUGCCCCAUUGCUGCUGACCCUUCGUUUUUCAAAGGAAAAGCACCAAGGCAUUGGGUACUCAAGCUCGCAUUGGGCUUAACAUUUGCCAUGGUCUUUAUCCUUCUUGGGUUGCUGUUCUUGGCCUUUGGGCAUCGCCGUAGUAAGCCAACUAAAUGGGCAGUAAAACAGGCUCCUUCUUACAAUGAGGAGGAAGACCAGCAGACUGUAUCUGCUGGCCCGUUCUCGUUCAGGACUGAUUCGACCGUUUGGGUGGCAGACGUGAGGCAGGCAAACUCGGUUCCCGUGGUCAUCUUUGAGAAACCAUUGCUGAACUUGUCAUUUUCGGAUCUCUUAACAGCCACUUCCAAUUUUGAUCAAGGAACCUUGCUGGCCGAAGGGAAGUUCGGUCCGGUCUACAGGGGGUUCUUGCCAGGUGGGACCCACGUGGCCGUCAAAGUUUUGGUCCGCGGCUCGACCAUGACUAACCAGGAGGCUUCAAGGGAGUUCGAGUACCUCGGGCGGAUCAAACACCCAAACCUCGUGCCCCUCACGGGUUACUGCUUGGCGGGCGACCAGAGAAUAGCUAUAUACGAAUACAUGGAGAACGGGAACUUGCACGGCCUGCUUCACGAUCUCCCGCUCGGUGGGCCCCACAUGCCCGAAGAUUGGAGCGCCGACACGUGGGAACACGACGCUGGCAAUGGCAUUCGUAACGUGGGGCCCGAUGGGUUGUUUACGACGACGUGGAGAUUCAGGCAUAAUAUUGCGCUCGGAACUGCCCGUGCCCUUGCGUUCCUCCACCACGGAUGCUCCCCUCCCAUCAUCCACAGGGACGUAAAGGGCAGUUCUGUCUUUCUUGACUCUAACCUGGACCCGAGGCUCUCUGACUUCGGUCUGGCCAAGAUUUUCGGGAACGGUCUCGAGGACGGGGGUACCCCCGGAUACACCCCGCCCGAGUUGCUCCAACCCGAAACAACGCCCACUCCGAAAUCUGACGUUUACGGAUUCGGUGUCAUCCUGUUUGAGCUGAUCACGGGCAAGAAACCCGUCGGGGACGAUUAUCCGGGCAACAAGGAGGGCGAUUUGGUCAGUUGGGUCAGGGGGCUGAUGAGGGAAAACCACGGAUUUAGAGCCAUUGAUCCGAAAAUUGUCGGGACUGGACCCGAAACAGACAUGGAAGAAGCACUGAAGAUUGGUUAUUUAUGCACAGCAGAGAUUCAUUCAAAGAGGCCAAGCAUGCAGCAGGUGGUUGGACUUCUCAAGGACAUCGGCACGAAUUCGUAGACGUUCGUUCUUUUAUUUUCUUGACAUUCUUGAAGCACAUUCAAGAAUUUCGCUUGACAUGUUUCUCCAUAAGUAGUGGGUAAGAUUUGCGUACAUAAACUCUCCUCAAACUCUGCUUUUGUGGGAUUUUAUCGGCUUUUUUUGUUGUUUCUCUGUAUUAGGAAAGAUUUGGAUUGUCUCGUGAUCUCAUCAAGAGAUCUCGAGGGAAUCUCAGGUACUCUGAUAAGCCAAGUUCCUAACUUUUUUUUUGUUUGUUUUAUCAAUGCAUUGGUUAUGAAUUCUAUGUAU